Messenger RNA from Siniperca chuatsi (mandarin fish), 1204 nucleotides. It is a transcript of the gene lg13h1orf35, whose product is annotated as linkage group 13 C1orf35 homolog. Bases 45 to 941 code for a protein of 298 amino acids. NCBI's taxonomy places the organism in Eukaryota, Metazoa, Chordata, Actinopteri, Centrarchiformes, Sinipercidae. The record is from RefSeq and is a predicted model, not a curated record. The transcript is spliced from 8 exons.
GGUAAUUGUAAACACGCUCCAGGUCUUCAAAGUAAGUGACAAAAAUGUUUGGUUCCUCGAGAUCUGGAGGAGUCCGAGGAGGCCAGGACCAGUUCAACUGGGAUGACGUGAAAGGCGAUAAACACAGAGAAAAUUAUCUCGGGAACUCUUUGAUGGCACCAGUAGGACGAUGGCAGAAAGGCAAAGAUCUAACAUGGUAUGCAAGAGACAAAAAAGGCAGCUCAGCUUUGUCCAAAGAGGACGAACUUGCUGCUGUCAAGGCUGCAGAGCAUGAGGCACUGAUGGCUGCCCUAGGGCACAAGAAUAUGAAGAGGCAACCAACUGGCCUGACCAAAGAGGACCUUGCAGAUGUUUGCAGGAGGGAAGAGGUUGAUGGUGAAGAGAGAAAUGUGGACCGUGUCUCAGGCUUGGGAAGCUCCAGUGCAGGGUCAAGGAAAAUGGUGCUCUCCCAAAAGGAAAAGGAGGCAGCUAAAAUAGGCUUGCCAGUUUUUACACACCACAAAACAGAGGGUUGUCCAGAAACCUCAACAACAAAGAGUGUGGAAAAAGGGGAUGUGGAACAGCACGAGAGCAAAAAGAAAAAGAAAGAAAAAAAGAACAAAAAGGAGAAAAAGAAGAAGGAAAAAAAGAAGAAAAGGCAAAGAAGAGACUCAUCCUCCUCGGGGUCAGAUGACAACAGAAAAAGGCAGAGAAAGGACCACCAUCAUCAUAAUCCAUCAUACCAUAGUCAGAGUGGAGCCAGACCCCAUGACAGCCAUUCAAGGGGGGGAGCAAAGGCCGAGCGACAGCCCUCCUACCCCCAUCAUCGACAGCAGCGGCAUGACACAGACUCCUCUGAUGGGGGGUCUCCUGUCCCCCGUAACCCUGUCAGCCACAAGACGGCCCCUGCUGGUGCCACACAAAGCCACAGGCGGCGCCACGACACAGACUCGGACGACUAAUGCGCCCCAUUCAAAGACACAUAGCGCUGACAGAACGCUCUACAGCAGAAGACCUCAUUUACCCUGAACAGCCAAACGGACUGUGGACGGAGACGGGUCGUUGUGUCUGACUAACAGGCUUUGGCCUUGUGUUUUAACUUCUCACCCAAUAAGUUGGUCAGUUGGUCAUAAGACACUGGUGUCAUUUGUGUUAUUUUGGGUUUUGGUUGACAAGAAGUUAGUUUUUUAACACAUUUUAUGUGAUUAAACCACCAAAUAUCACA